Messenger RNA from Centruroides sculpturatus (bark scorpion), 795 nucleotides. RefSeq lists its product as uncharacterized. The coding region runs from base 110 to 784 and encodes 224 amino acids. Lineage: Eukaryota; Metazoa; Arthropoda; Arachnida; Scorpiones; Buthidae. The transcript is spliced from 5 exons. The record is from RefSeq and is a predicted model, not a curated record.
UCUGACAAAUGUUCUCCUUGCGAACGUUUCCUGUUUGUAUCCGGUAAAGAAAAGGAAAUCAUUAUUCUCCAUUUCCACUAUUGAAGUAAAAACGACAGACUAAAGAAAUAUGUUAAAAAGGAUUUAUUUAAUAUGUCUUCUUCUUAUUCCCGUAAAACUGCAAGUUUCAGACAAUGAAGAACAAUGUGAGCCAUCAUUUGCUGACGAUUGUUUUGGAGAUAUAGAAAAGACAUUAAGAGAUAUGCUUGAUGUAAAAAACAAUGUUGCAAAGAGAGUAACAUAUAAUUCUUUGGAUGAAUUUUGCUGGGUAUUAGAUGAUGCUUUGAAUUGUACCAGUGACAUUAUAGAUUCAGACUGUUCUUCAGAUGAAGGCCGAGAUCAAUUCGAUUCUUGGUUGGAAGCUCUUCGUGCUGCCUACUUUUAUGUGUGUGGUGGUGAUUCACUCGAAGAUUUGAGCGAAAUUUUUAGAGGUAUAGCAUGUUGGAACAUCGAUAUAUUUGUCAAUUGCACAAUAGCAAAACUUCGAAUUGGACACGUUGAAGAUUUAUUGUAUACAAAUUUAGAUUUUUCAGAAUGCACAAAAUUAAGACAAUCAUUUUUUCAAUGCAAUCAAAUGGCCAAGGUAUCAUCUUGUCGAGAACAAAAUAACGUCGAAGAUAAAGUUCACGAAUUACUUACGACAUUUUUAGACGCUUCUCACUGUUCUGGUCAAUCGGUUAUAAAUUCUUUCAAGUACUUAAUCAUUCUUUGUGUAUGGUAUGCUUACCUGAAAAGGUUAGGUUAACAAAGACUUUU